GAUUGCACGUAAUGGUAUUUAAGAUGAUAAAUGAAGUUGUGUCAUGGAUUGAUGCGAUACUCUGCCUUCAUUCCUCACUCAGACCUGAAAAAUCCCACUCCACCCCAAGGGAACAAAAUUAAAAGUACACAUUUUCAAAUGAUCUGGCUGUAUUUUCUGUGUUGUCUUUUCAUCUCAUUUGUGUUUGUGCCUUAGCCUGGUGAACUUUCUGAUGGAUGUGGAGCAGAGCAGCAGCCAUCUGGAUACAGUCAAAUAAAACUGUUAUCUUGUGGUUACAGUCAUCCGCAGGCAUUUAAGAAGUAUUCUCGAUCAACCUCGUUUAUCAGACGUCAACCACUGAGUUCAGUUUGGAUUAUUGCGACAUCUGGAUCCCCUCCUCCUGCCCUGUCUUCUGACACCACAAAGGACAGCACUUCAAAUGUUUUCACACACAAGGCGUUCCCAUACCGGUAAAACUGACUUGAAUGUGAUUGGUGGAGGCGCGCCCUGCACCUGUGACCGCAGUUAGUGAGAGACUGACCGUAGCAGUCUGCAGAAGCACGAGGCGAAAUCCGGCAGAGGAUUUAUUUGACAGCUCCAUUUUAAAAGCACGAUCUGACUGGCCAGCAGUGAGAUACUUCCAUCUAUCAUCUUUGGACUUUGAGAGAUACAGAUGGAGGGAGUGCUGAUUUUAAAAUCUGCAUCUUCUCUCAACUGUUCCUCUCAAGACUUGUCUCCUCCUUUGCCACCAGAUGCUCAGGAAGAUAAAGAUCUCCAAGCAUCUUCUGCUGUGCCUCGCCCCAUGUGUGUUAACGCUGCACCACCACCACUACCACCACCACCUCCUCCUCCUCCUCCUCCCCUUCCACCUCCCCCUCCUCCUCUUCUUACUGCCUCUCCUUUUGGCUCUCGUAAUGUCCAGAGAAAAUCCAUGAAAAAGCUGAACUGGGACACCAUCCCCAGCCAGCGUGUCCUGGGCAAAUUGAAUGUUUGGACAUCUAAGCGGCCUCAGCGGGACCUAGUGCUGGACAUUCGGAGCAUGGAGGAGCUGUUCAGUCAUGUCGACAAACGGGCAUCGCUACACAGACCAAAGGCCAUGGGUCUGAUGAAGUGUGAUGACCUCUUUCCACAGGAUCCUCAGGUCACAAUCCUUGACUCAAAAAAGAGUAUGAACAUUGGGAUCUUCCUUAGACAAUUCAAGAGGCCAGUGACAGAAAUGGUAGAGGACAUUCGUCAUGGGAACUGGCUCAGAUUUGGAACAGGCAAACUGAAAGAGUUUUGCAAGCUGCUGCCAGAAGAAAGUGAGGUGAAGCAGCUGCUGUCAUUCAGGGGGAACCUGUCUGUGUUACCUGAGGCUGACCAGUUCAUGGUGCAGCUGGUCAAAGUGCCAGGCUACGAAGAACGCCUGAAAAUGAUGGUGCUGAGGGACGAAUUCUUUCCUCUUAUGGAGGAGGUGAAGAACUCUGUUGCUGUCAUGACCAAAGCAGCUAAUGAGCUGUUGGACUGUGAUGACCUCCAUUCAGUCAUUCGACUGGUAUUAAAAGCCGGGAAUUACAUGAACGCUGGUGGUUACAGUGCCAAUGUCAUCGGCUUCAGGAUGACCUCUCUGCUCAAGUUAGCAGACACCAAGGCCAACAAGCCUGGCAUGAACCUUAUGCAUUACGUCGCCAAGCAAGUGGAGGACAUUGAUGCCGAGUUGCUGACUUUUCCCAGCCAGCUUGAACACAUCGGGAUGGCUUCAAGAAUUUGUAAAGAGGAUGUAAUCGCAGACUUUGAGAGAGAGGUGAAGAAGAUCAACGAAGUGAAACUGUACAGCAGCAGACAGCCUGACCUCUUACAACAGAUGGAAACAUUUCUCAUGAGGGCUGAGGCCAAGCUGGCAGACGUGGAAUCCUAUCUCCAGGGGCUAAAUUCUCUGAGCAAUGCCGUUGCUGAGUACUUCUGUGAAGACCCAGCUACCUUCAAACUGGAGGAGUGCUGCUCCAUCUUUCAUUCCUUUUGCAAGCGGUUUGAUACAGCUGUACAGGAGAACCGAGGGCGAGAGGAGGCAGAGCAGAGGCGCAAGCGGAAGGAGAGCAUGCGCAUUGCAGCCAAACGACGCUCCACGGUGUCCGGCCCAGGACCUGAGCCCGAUCGGGACUCGUCCAGCUUGGAGGUGGCCUUACACAGCUUUCUGUCCACCGUCCCAGAGGGAUUAGCCAGAUGUAGGAGGCACAUGCUGCCCCCGGUUGAAGGAUCCCCCGCUGACCGCAGUCCUCAGACUGUUUCAUCAGCAGAAAAGGCUUCACCCUGUACUGGACAAGAGAGGCCAGAGAAGAAGCAACCCAAACUGCAGAAACAGGAUGAUCAAGUAGCGGCUCUCGAAAACAGAGAAGAAGCUGAGAAGAUGCGUGAGAUAACUCGGAAGGUGCUUCGUUACCAAAACAGCAGAAGUAGCCUUGAUGGGGACAGAGUUUCAGGCACUCCUCGUCGCUCAAAGAGAGCACAAGAAACUCCAGCUACUCCUAGUACUCCUCAGCCAAGAACCAGAGACUUCUUCUUUGCCAACAAUGGGGACAUGGGAUCCCCGUGGACCAUCCUGAGCCCUUUUACGUGUUCCAAAAGAAACCUGCUACAGCGAAACAGACAAGCACGCAAGGAAAGACUGUCCUCGACAUCCGGUGGAGAUGACCUUGAUGAUGGAGUCUGGGACAGUGAUGAAGGCAGUUGUCUGCCCAAUUUUGCCAAUUGCGACAGUCUAAAAUCUCCGUCUGGGGGUUCUGCGUCUCUUCCCGAGUGCCCCCAUCAGAAAGCUGAGAGAGUGUCGCAGGGUCCAAUCCUCAGGUCUGUUUCCAUGGAUGAAACUAGGCAAUCUCCAGUAUCUGGCUUCCGGCUUGGGGACUUGUUCCAAAGGUCAUACUCCUCCGGCUCAAGGACAGAAAAUAUGGGAGAGGAAGUUACAGGAGGCUUUCCAUUGCAUCACAGUAAGGCAAGGAAUCAUGUAGAUGGGCAAGUGAGGAGCUCUGGGUUUAUAUCCUUCUUCAGACGCAUCCGAGGCAGAAGUAAGCCUGGAGAUGUGGAAGAACAAAACUUCAAAGGAUCAAAUACUUGAUUAAAAUUUUUAUUUAGGGACAGAAACCAAUCUUUGUCAUUUUUUUGUGUUUUAGAUUGUUCAGAUUGUAAUGUUUGUGUGUGUGUGUUUUUUUUUUUUUUUUUUUUUUUUGGAGGGGGGGUUGUUUUUUUGUUUUUUCACUGUCAUGGUUUUACCCUACAGUGGAACCAAGGCAACUGAGGACUUGCUUUGAACUGUGAAGGCUUUGAUUUUUGGAAGUCAAACUACGUUCAAAAAUUGUAACCUAUUUCUUUCUUUCUUUUUUUCUUG
Messenger RNA from Toxotes jaculatrix (banded archerfish), 3340 nucleotides. RefSeq names its product FH2 domain containing 3 (gene fhdc3). The record is from RefSeq and is a predicted model, not a curated record. The transcript has 13 exons. The coding region runs from base 653 to 3070 and encodes 805 amino acids. Lineage: Eukaryota; Metazoa; Chordata; Actinopteri; Toxotidae.